UAUCCCUCAUUCACCCACCGCAGGCUUUGGAACUCCGUCCGGACACCUUCCCGAUCCUUUCUUCGAGUAUCUGGGCUUUUGCCUUCUGUCUUGGAGGAUUGCGCGAGAUCGGCGGUAGCAAGAGACGCGUUCAAGAUGAUGCAGGGACCAUUUCCUCCUCAGCCCGGCAUGCAAAUGCAACAGGGGCAUAUCAUGGGCGCUCCUGGCCCCGGCCAUCCCAUGCAGCAAGGCAUGAUGCAUCAAGGCGUGUCUGGUCCGGGUGGUCAUGUCAGCCAAGCUGGCCCUAUGGGGAUGCAGUCGGGCGCCCCCAACGCGCACGCGCUGUCACAUCUACAGCCUCAACAGGCGCACAUGUUCCAGCAGCAGCAACAGCAGCAACAACAGCAUCCUGGAAUGAUGAACCAGCAAAUGAAUCCAGCCCUCGUGCAGCAACAUAACGCACAGCGAGCAGCACUGCUGCACCAGCAACACCAGCAGGCAAUGCUACAGAACCACCAAAACGGGAUGGGCAUGGGUUUUCCCCAGCAAUUGAACCCGCAGCAAAUGGCCGCACUGCAACGACAAAUGGCUGGGGGACCCAUUGUCAACCUUCCUCCGCAUCUUCGCCAACAGUUUCAACAACAACAAGCCAUGCAACAGCAACAAGCGCAGCAGCAGCAUGCGACGAGCAAUCCGCAAGCGGCCGCUAUGGCUCAAGCACACGCAGCGCAGAUGAGCCAGCAAGCUGCCCAAGCCCAAGCCCAAGCUGCCGCACAACAGGCCCAUCAACAGCAGCAGCAACAAAUGCAGCAGGCACAGCAACAGCAAGCCAUAGCCAUGCAACAUGCGGUGUCUCAACAGAGUAACCAUAGCCAGUCUGGCUCGCAAGUUGGCCCUGCAACCUCACAAGGUCCGCAGCAAGGACCGUUACGCCCACCUUCCGCCAUGAGCCACCAGGGGCAGGCGUCUCCUGCUCCGCAGCCCACACCGCAACAGCAACCACAACCUGCUCCGCAGCCAAGACAACAGACCCCAGCGCCGAACCAGACUCCUAACAUGCCGAACCAACCGAAUCCACAGCAACCAACACCGGCUCAGAUACAGCAGCGGCAGGCUCAAGCUAUGCAACAAGGAGGCAUGCAACAGGGACAGGUCAAUCCAGCCGCCGCGCAAGCGCAAGCGGCGCGGAUGGCUAUGAUGAGACAGUCUCAGAAUCAACAGAACCAGAACCAGAACUCGAACUCGCAGGGCGGACCCGGGAUAUUAAAGCUCAUGAAUUUCGUCGACCAGCUUGGAAAGUACAGCGCUUCCCGCGCAGAGCAUCUGAAUCAACUCUCGACAUGGCAGGCGUUUGUGGAGAAAUUCUUUUCCGAGACCGGAGCCUUUCUGCACGUUGCAUACAACAAAAACACUCACCGGACAAAGAUGUUCGAGGUCGUCUACGCAGCUCUACCGCGCUACUUUCUCUCGCAUUUCAGCACCGACGUUGAGAAUCUGCAAGUCACAAUCGACGGGGCCAUAGAAAGAAACAUCGGCACUGAAACGAAAGUCGAAUGCGACCGGGCCAAGUUCAUUUACACUUACAAGAACCAAUGUCAAGUCAUCUGUCAUGGUAAACUCACAGCUUUUUGGACCGGUGGCAACAACAAAAUGGAAUGGUUGCAAUUCGAAACGCAAGGUCAUCACCAGAUGAUCCCCCGCGGCCUUUUGGAGACACUUUUCCAACAAGAAGAGAUAAACCCAAUGAAUGCCCAGCAAUCACCGCGCAUGAGCAAGAAGAACCAGAAGAAUCAACAACAACGUCAACCUCAGGAGGCCACGAUGCCCUUAUCGAAGCUGCCCAACGUGGGUAUGAGUGAAUGGGGGUUACCGCCGGGGCUAUUCCACUAUCUUGAGAUCUAUGAAACCAUGAACAACAUGACAAGUUUGAUGACCCACUACCACGAAAACCCCGACCUCACACCCGCGGCAGCCAUGGAGAAUUGGACACGGGAGAUGUCCGCUGGUAACCCGAUGGCGCAACCGAACGCGGCCCGCAUGCAGGGCGGCAUGCCCCCCGGCCAAGGAAUGCAGCAACCACAGCCAGGUAUGCCCGCCGGUUCGCGCACGCCCUCAGGCAUGGGUCAGCCAGGUUUACCGCCAAACCAGUUUAUGUCGCCAGCGAUGCAGAACGGGCUCCUCCCCAACGGGCACAUGAGCUCGCCUAGCCUCAUGCAGCAGAACCACACGCCCUCGCCCGCAUCACAUGCCAUGGCGCACCAGCAGAGCCAGAGCUCCAAUACGGCCAGCGUCAACACGUCCCCAAACGUCAGCAACAAGCGGCGAAGAAGUACGGCGAAGAUAGACGUUGACGACGGCGGGGGCGAUGCCAACGGCGUGCCCAAGGUCAAGCCGAGUCCCAGGAUAGGCGGCAACAAGAGAGUCAAGAAUAACAACUGAGCCUCGCGUCCAGUCGUCCGUCUGUCCGUUCCUUACCUCGUUGGUUCGAUGCUGCAUUUCAUCUAUAGCGUGGCGUUUCUCCAGGCUGGUCCGUUCUCCAUACUUGGCGCC
Messenger RNA from Paraphaeosphaeria sporulosa, 2529 nucleotides. RefSeq lists its product as uncharacterized. Gene Ontology annotation, cellular component: transcription regulator complex; nucleus. The record is from RefSeq and is a predicted model, not a curated record. Gene Ontology annotation, biological process: negative regulation of transcription by RNA polymerase II; positive regulation of transcription by RNA polymerase II. The transcript is spliced from 5 exons. Lineage: Eukaryota; Fungi; Ascomycota; Dothideomycetes; Pleosporales; Didymosphaeriaceae. The coding region runs from base 136 to 2418 and encodes 760 amino acids.